CAGCCGCUCCAUCUACUGAGCCUGGAGCCUGCAGAGGAACACAGAUCUGCUCAUGAGCAUUAUGAACAUUGGAAAGUUGACAUUUUAAACCAAGGUUUAAAAAAAUACCUGCAUGCUUUCCAGCAAGAACCAAAAGAGACUUUCACCAGUGCAGGCAUAUUUUACAUUCUCUGCUGUGAUCGGGCUUUAUUAUAACAUGUCCACACGCUGAGGGGAGAUCCCUGCUCUCUCCUCUGCUGUUCCACGGCCAGUAACUAGUGAUUCAUAUCGCCUGUAACAGGCUGCAGGCAACGACUCAGUUUUUCCGACAACUUCAGGCACCGGACGAGCGCUCGCAGCAGCACUCACACGCCGCUUCAUCGCUGGGCUUUCAGCGCAAGCUACUUUGGAGAUGCUCCAGGGGGCAGUGAGCAGGGCCUGGCUCUGCCUGUCCUGCUGCCUGCUGUUGGGGAUCCACGUCCCACCAAAGGGUGCAGGACCAGCAGGAGGCGUUUCUGCAUUUCCCUCUGAACAACAGUCUGUGGAGGUCCUUGAGGAUUGGGAGUGGGGUUCUGGAUCAUCUCUUCUGCACCUGCUCCACAAUUUUCCUGGUGACAGCCCCAUCAUGACCGAAACUCCGGGAAAGGAAGUUAACUGCAGCCAGCGUUUCUGGUUGCCGCCGUCUUCUGCAGUCUGCUGGGAAAACAUAGUCGGGCCUGAGGAGUUUGCCAGGUCUCGUCUGUUUGUGCUCCAGAACAGGGCCGCUCUGCAGGCUGUGUCCACCUCCAGCGGAGUGGAGGAAGGAGGGAUCUCCUUCAACAGCCAAGCCAGAGAGGAAGUCCAGGGCGUCCACUCAGACCACAAGAGUGUGGCAGAAACGAUGCAAACAAUGGAGAAGGUGUUUGUUUCUCUGGAGGAGAAGAGGAGUGAGGGAAAGGAGCAACAAGCCCUCACAGGCUUGAAGGAUCAUCUCACCAACACUAGAGACGCCAUUGACGACAGAGAGCACAUGGCAAACCACCUUGAGAUUCAGCUCUCCACUCUGGAGAGAACUCUGCUGAACGUGCAGGAGAGGCUCAGUACACUUACCCAUCAGUGACAAUGAGCCACUGCAUAUUUUUACAACCGUAACCAGCAUUUAUGUGUUUAUGUAUUGUACAAGCACCUGCAUGUUUAGAGUUAUGCAGGUCUGUGCUAUGAGCACGCAACACAUAUGCACCUUAUUUUGUCACAGCUAACGCAAAGGGCACACAGAUACGUAAAGCUAAUAUUAUCAGGACCUUAAUAUGCUUAAUGAUUUAAUUUGUUGGCAGUGUGCAAUUGUUCCUGUGCAAAUGUACACACUCAACAUUGACAAACACAGCACAAAUCUUUAUUGUAAUAUUAAAUUUUAAUCCACCUGUAAAUGCUCAACAAAGAAGCUUGGUAAGGUGGCUGGUUGUUAUUAUACACUUCAAUAUUCACACGUUAGACAGAUUGAAUUCUGAUUUGGAAAAAUAAAGAAUAUUCUUUUUUUUUGUAGUAAGAAAACAGUUGUUAACUUUCAAGUAUUUCCACUCCAAACUGAAGCAACAUUUUUGUUAAAAACUACAGUACAAUUGAUAACUUAGAAUCAGUAAUAUCAAAUAUAAAUUUCACUUUGAAACCUGCAUAUCUGAAAUAAAGUGUUCACCUAAUAA
Betta splendens (Siamese fighting fish) is the source of this 1658-nucleotide messenger RNA. RefSeq lists its product as uncharacterized. Bases 392 to 1078 code for a protein of 228 amino acids. The transcript has 3 exons. The record is from RefSeq and is a predicted model, not a curated record. Lineage: Eukaryota; Metazoa; Chordata; Actinopteri; Anabantiformes; Osphronemidae.